Molecule: messenger RNA, 510 nt
Organism: Cooperia oncophora
Lineage: Eukaryota; Metazoa; Nematoda; Chromadorea; Rhabditida; Trichostrongylidae
Source: the annotation of a GenBank genome assembly
AUGCCGCUAAUACAGAUGCUGAGACGAACUUUUCUUGCGGUUUUCGUUGGAGUUGCUAGUGCAAUUUGCGAUCAAGAGGAUGGGUUCUGGCUCAACAGCCAUACUGAAGGUGUGACCGAUUUUGCACACGGAGGAGUCCCACUCAGUUGCAGUAACAACUGUUUUGAAGGAAGUUUGACGACGAAGAUUGUCGAUGAAGCGUUCAAGGUUGCAUUCAACGGAUCUGCUCCAUCGUCGUCGGCAAUACUAAGAGUGCAGAAUGUCCGAAAACGAACUAGCCGUGCCUUCCGAUUGGAGAGCAAGAUAGAUAAUGAUGACAGCGACUUUAACAAAAUGAACUGUGUGGAUCCGGGUCUGAGAGCUGACGUCGCCAACGCUCUCAAUAAGGUUGCCGACCAUUCCUGUCAGGGAAUCGUCAAGACAAUUCUAUACAGUAUCAAUCUCCCACAAUGGGCAGUGAAUUGUGUUGCUUUCACAGCCACACGCAAUUCCGAUGUUAUAUCGGAUUAA